AUGCUCAGCGCCGCUCUUCGGAGGCGUAUCCUCGCGCCUACUCACCAAGCCCUGCGAACUGGCUUCACCGCGCACGUAGUCCGCUACUAUGCGUCCUUCCCCAGCCACCAGGUGAUCAAGAUGCCCGCAUUGUCGCCCACAAUGCAGGCUGGCAACAUUGGUGCCUGGCAGAAGAAGCCCGGCGAUACCAUCGCCCCCGGUGAGGUUUUGGUUGAGCUCGAGACGGACAAGGCCCAGAUGGACUUUGAAUUCCAGGAGGAGGGUGUUAUUGCCAAGAUCCUCAAGGAGGCUGGCGAGAAGGACGUCGCUGUCGGCACCCCCAUCGCUGUCCUGGUUGAGGAGGGCACCGACAUCGCCGCUUUCGAAAAGUUCUCUCUGGAAGAUGCCGGCGGCAGCGCCCCUGCCCCCGAGGCCAAGAAGGACUCUGAGCCUGCUCCCCAAUCAACCCCCGCCUCUACCCCUCAGUCCACCUCUGCUCCUGAGCAGUACGCUUCCGAGGGCAGACUCCAGACCUCUCUCGACCGUGAACCCAAUGCUGUCCCCGCUGCCGUCCGACUUGCCCGUUCUUCGGGUAUCAGCCUGGACGGCGUCAAGGGCUCUGGCAAGGGAGGCAAGAUCACCGAGGAGGACGUCAAGAAGCUCGUCGCCAGCCCCGCCGUUGCCGCUCCCGGCGCCACCUUUGAGGACACUCCCAUCAGCGGCAUGCGAAAGACCAUUGCCAACCGACUGCUCGAGUCCACCCAGACCAACCCUCACUUCUACGUCAGCAGCUCCAUCUCCGUGUCCAAGCUGCUGAAGCUGCGACAGGCCCUGAACGCCUCCGGCGAGGGCAAGUACAAGCUGUCCGUCAACGACUUCCUCAUCAAGGCCAUUGGUAUCGCUUCCAAGAAGGUCCCCGCCGCCAAUGCCAGCUGGCGCGGUGACGUUAUUCGUCAAUUCUCCACCGUCGACGUCUCUGUCGCCGUCUCCACCCCCACUGGCCUCAUCACCCCCAUUGUUACCGGUGUCGAGGCCCGUGGCCUGGAGUCCAUCUCCGCCAAGGUCAAGGAGCUCGCCAAGAAGGCGCGCGAUGGUAAGCUCAAGCCCGAGGAGUACCAGGGCGGCACCAUCUCCAUCUCCAACAUGGGCAUGAACGAUGCUGUCGAGCACUUCACUGCCGUCAUCAACCCUCCUCAGGCCGCUAUCCUGGCUGUUGGCACCACCCGAAAGGUUGCCGUGCCCGCCAAGGACGAGGACGGUGAGACCGUUGUCGAGUGGGAUGACCAGAUCACCGUUACUGGCAGCUUCGACCACAAGGUCGUUGACGGUGCCACUGGUGCCGAUUGGAUGCGUGAGCUCAAGAAGGUUCUCGAGAACCCCCUGGAACUCCUUCUGUAA
Molecule: messenger RNA, 1377 nt
Organism: Trichoderma aggressivum f. europaeum
Lineage: Eukaryota; Fungi; Ascomycota; Sordariomycetes; Hypocreales; Hypocreaceae
Exons: 2
Coding region: 1-1377 (458 amino acids)
Biological process (GO): pyruvate decarboxylation to acetyl-CoA
Molecular function (GO): dihydrolipoyllysine-residue acetyltransferase activity
Source: RefSeq, a predicted model, not a curated record